UUCCCAAUGUCUAACCAAAAUCUCAAUUCUGCUUCUUCAAACUCGGACGUGGUUCUCCAGCAUAAUUGGGUGUUUCGAAAGCACAAUGAGCCAUUUAAACUCACUGUUGUGUAUGGUCAAAAUCCCACGUAUUUUACCUUGAAAUUUCACCAUGGUGGAGAGUUCACAAAAAAUCAUAGAAGAACAUAUGUUAAAGGGGAGGUAAUGUAUGUGGAUAGGGUUGAUGGUGACACAUUUUCUGUGCAUGAAGUGGAUCAGAUGAUACUAGAGUUAGGAUACCAAAAAGAACAAACCAUUUGUUAUCAUUUUAGGGUUCCAGAAGGUGACAUGGAUUCUGGUUUACAAGCUCUAGUUAAUGAUGAUGAUGUUAGAAAGUUAUUGCAAUAUGUUGACCUCACAAGAAUUAUUGAAAUUUACAUUGAGCAUUAUGCUACUCAGUUAACUUCAAGUGUGAUAUUUGAAGAUAAUAUAGUAGAUGAUGCAUAUGUACCAAGUAUGGUAGUUUAUCAACCAGGAGUACCCAAUCAAGUAGAAGGUGAAUAUAUUACAGUAGAUGAACAAGUUUUAAGAGAGUUUGAGAUGGGUCAGUUAUGGAAUGAAGAUGAUAAUACUAUGGAAAAUCAAAGAAUUGAUUUGGUUGAGCAUGCUAAGGAAAGGGUUUUGAAUGAAGAUGUUGAGGAAAAAGAAGUAGAUCCUGAAUAUAUUUAUGAUGAUACUCAGGUCAGAGAUGUUCCAGUUGACAUGACACUAUUUAGAAGAAAUAUAGACAUGGUGCUACAUGAUGAAUCUACAAGUAAUGUUAGUGCAGGGCCUUUGUUUGAGUUUGAUCUUAAUGGCUUUGAUAGCCUUGAUGAUUCAGAUGAUGAACUCCCAUUGGAUAGGGCUGUUAGAGAAAUGAGGACGAAGAACAAACAAAUACGCGAUUCUGUCUCUACAACUUUUUAUGUGGGUCAAGUGUUUGCAAGUAGAAGUGAUAUUCGGCAUUUGGUUAAAAAACUGGCGGUUGAUAGUAGAAGACAACUAAGCAUAAUAAGAAAUGAUACGAAAAGGUUUAGAGUUGUUUGUUAUGGUCGUGAUCCAGGUUCUCUAGUUGUUGGUAAAAUAAAUGAGAAAGUUGGUCCAUCAGAGAAGGCUAAAGAAGUAAGUUUAGAAAAAGAAGGAGGUCCCCCAGAUGUGGAGUGUUCAACUCUUCAAGAUCAAGUUCAGAAGAAGUAUCAGAUUUCUGUUUCCAGGUAUAAAGUCUUUAGGGCUAAGUCAGUGGCUUUGAAAAAAAUUCAAGGAGACUAUGCAAUGCAGUAUACAAUCCUUAGGGAUUAUUGUGAAGAACUUUUGAGAUCUAACCCUGGAACUACAAUAAAAAUUGAAGUAGAGAAUUGUUGCAACCCAGCUAGCCCAACUAGGCAAUUCAAGAGGAUUUACAUAUGCUUAGGGCCUUUGAAAGAGGGUUUCAAAUUGUUAGGGAGAGAGCUCCUAGGUUUGGAUGGUUGUUUUAUGAAAGGACCCUUUCCUGGACAGAUUCUAACUGCUGUGGGAAUAGAUUCCAACAAUGGGAUAUACCCGGUGGCUUAUGCAUUGGUUGAAGCAGAAACUCUUAGUUCAUGGACCUGGUUCUUAGAGUGUCUAGGUGAUGAUAUUAGACUUUGUUCUCAGUCUAACUUCACAUUCAUCAGUGACAGACAGAAGGGACUUAUACCAGCUUUAACAAAGGUGUUUCCAACUGCUGAACAUAGAUAUUGCUUAAGGCAUAUCCAUGAAAACAUGACCAAUUGGAGGGGGCAGUUGUUCAAAGACAUGCUUUGGAAAUGUGCUAUUUCAACAACACCGCAACACUAUGACAAAGCAAUGAAAGAGAUUCAAGAGCAGGAUCAAGGUCUAUAUGAUUGGUUGAUAAAGAUUCCACCAAAACACUGGUCUAGAGCUCACUUCAGUGGGAGGGCAAAAAGUGAUGUGUUACUAAACAAUUUAUGUGAGGUUUUGAAUAGACAACUGCUUGGGGGAAGAGAUAAGCCUAUCAUUACUUGCUUAGAGUUCAUUAGGGAAUACCUAAUGAAAAGAAUUAUGAAUGUUCAGCUGGAUAUUGAAAAAUGUUCUGGUCCAUUGACACCUGGAGCUACAGAUGUUUUUGAACAAAUCAAGAAUGAAGCUUCAAAUUACAUAGUGAUCUUUUGUGGACAGGACAAGUAUCAGGUUACUAGAGGAACUAGUUUGGAUGGACGUGUGGUAAAUAUGGGUAAAAAACAUGUUCAUGUAGAGGGUGGGAAUUAA
This is a messenger RNA of Helianthus annuus (common sunflower), 2265 nucleotides long. RefSeq lists its product as uncharacterized. The coding region runs from base 7 to 2265 and encodes 752 amino acids. The transcript has 5 exons. Gene Ontology annotation, molecular function: transposase activity; DNA binding. NCBI's taxonomy places the organism in Eukaryota, Viridiplantae, Streptophyta, Magnoliopsida, Asterales, Asteraceae. The record is from RefSeq and is a predicted model, not a curated record. Gene Ontology annotation, biological process: DNA transposition.